Procambarus clarkii (red swamp crayfish) is the source of this 873-nucleotide messenger RNA. RefSeq names its product thrombin inhibitor rhodniin. Gene Ontology annotation, molecular function: protein binding. Gene Ontology annotation, biological process: multicellular organism development; cell differentiation. The record is from RefSeq and is a predicted model, not a curated record. NCBI's taxonomy places the organism in Eukaryota, Metazoa, Arthropoda, Malacostraca, Decapoda, Cambaridae.
CAGACUUGUUGUCUCCGGAGGAAGGUUCCGAUCUGCCAGGUGUUGAAGACCACGUGCUGAAGACCACGUGUUGAAGACCACGUGUUAAAGACCACUGCUGAAGACCACGUGUUGAAGACCACGUGUUAAAGACCACUGCUGAAGACGACGUGUUGAAGAGGCGUAGCAAGGAUGCCAUCACUGGUCGGGACCUCCGCCCUGCUUGUCCUGGUGACUUGUUCAUCUUAUGGUCAAGUUGUUCAGCCAACGAGCACCAUCUGCACUGCCCUCUGCGUCAACGAGAAGAAGCCAGUCUGUGGCUCAAACCAUGUCACCUACGACAAUGACUGCCUGCUGCUUAAAGCUGCCUGUGUUAACCAUGGCCUGAGGAAGCUGCAUGAUGGCCCUUGCAAGCCAACGAGCAACAUCUGCACUGCUUUCUGCCCCAACGUGAAGAAGCCAGUCUGUGGCUCUGACAAUAUCACCUACGACAAUAACUGCCUGCUGCGUAAAGCUGCCUGUGUCAACCGUGGCCUGAGGAAGCUGCAUAAUGGCCCUUGCCAGACAACGAGCACCAUCUGCACUGCCCUCUGCGUCAACGAGAAGAAACCAGUCUGUGGCUCAAACCAUGUCACAUAUGACAAUGACUGCCUGCUGCUUAAAGCUGCCUGUGUUAUCUAUGGCCUGAGGAAGCUGCAUGAUGGCCCUUGCAAUUAGAGUCAACUCCACAACACUUCUUAUCAGCGGCAUUCCAUUUUCCGAGCAGAUUACAAGUCCCUUGGAUUUGUGCGCUGACAGUGCCGCCCACCGCACACCACCGCCGCCCACCACACACCACCGCCGCCCACCACACACCACCGCCGCCCACCGCACACCACCGCCGCCCACCACACA